AGCUACUUGACUCUGCAUUGAAUGCAAUGUAGUGGGGAUGGUCUGUCACUAAAUAUAAACUAAUUUUCAUCUAUAGGUAUACUGGAAGCUGCAAAUUAUCUCAAGAUCACUUCAAAGGUCUCAUCAAGCAGAGGUGACGCUAGGAGAUGAUUUAAAGGUGAAAAUGACAAGGUUCCCACCCCUCAAACCUUGGCUACUUCUCUGACAACACAGUCUGAGCUCUGAUGUCUUCUUUACUCUGGGAAUAGGAUUGGUAACGAAAAAGAUUUUUUUUUAAAUCCUGUUAAAGAAGAUUAUUGGGAAGCUAUUUAAAAUCCUUUACUGUGGUACAGAUGGAUUUUAAAAAGUGUUAGAUCUUUCCAAUGAACACUAAUAGAGUACUCUGCUCUUGGUUGGAUUACUCAGAGAAUGGCAAUGGUCUCUGCAAUGUCCUGGAUCCUGUAUUUGUGGAUAAGUGCCUGUGCAAUGCUGCUCUGUCAGGGAUCCCUUCAUCACACUUUCCAGCAGCAUCACCUGCACAGACCAGAAGGAGGAACGUGUGAAGUUAUAGCAGCACAUAGAUGUUGCAAUAAGAAUCGAAUUGAGGAAAGAUCACAAACAGUAAAAUGCUCCUGUCUGCCUGGGAAAGUGGCUGGAACUACACGAAACAGACCUUCUUGUGUUGAUGCUUCCAUAGUGAUUGGGAAAUGGUGGUGUGAGAUGGAGCCCUGCCUAGAGGGAGAAGAGUGUAAGACAUUGCCUGAUAAUUCUGGAUGGAUGUGUGCAACCGGCAAUAAAAUCAAGACCACCAGAAUUCACCCAAGAACCUAACAGAAAGUCUCUCGUUGGAUGUAGUGAAGGAAAACCACCAACCCAAGAGGACACCUAAUUAAAUUUUUAAACCAUCUAAGCAUUCACAAGCCAAAUGGAUUUCUAAUUUGCACUUUGACUGUUUACCUUAUAAUCCUGGUGGUUUUAUUGUGUGAAAUGAAAUGUCCUAUUUCAAGAACACCCUGAGUUUUGACAACAAAGUGGAAAGUGAAGGAAUGGCUCCUUUGGUAGAAUUUUUGUGAUUAUGAAGUUUGAACAACUGUCUUA
This is a messenger RNA of Tachyglossus aculeatus (Australian echidna), 1077 nucleotides long. It is a transcript of the gene TAFA1, whose product is annotated as TAFA chemokine like family member 1. Gene Ontology annotation, molecular function: receptor ligand activity. The record is from RefSeq and is a predicted model, not a curated record. The transcript is spliced from 5 exons. Gene Ontology annotation, biological process: regulation of neuroblast proliferation; neuroblast differentiation. NCBI's taxonomy places the organism in Eukaryota, Metazoa, Chordata, Mammalia, Monotremata, Tachyglossidae. Bases 409 to 810 code for a protein of 133 amino acids.